Ceraceosorus guamensis is the source of this 1997-nucleotide messenger RNA. RefSeq names its product biotin synthase. Gene Ontology annotation, cellular component: mitochondrion. The record is from RefSeq and is a predicted model, not a curated record. Bases 86 to 1546 code for a protein of 486 amino acids. Gene Ontology annotation, biological process: biotin biosynthetic process. Gene Ontology annotation, molecular function: 2 iron, 2 sulfur cluster binding; biotin synthase activity. Lineage: Eukaryota; Fungi; Basidiomycota; Exobasidiomycetes; Ceraceosorales; Ceraceosoraceae. The transcript is spliced from 4 exons.
CACUCACGCUGCUGGAAGUCGGUGUGUGUAUGCACGGUCACACGGGGGGCGCCAAAACAGCGAUAAGGGUUCUUCUGAUUGGGCCAUGCAUGGACCGGUACAAGUCUACGCCGGCAAGUCGUCCUCGGUAGCCACGAACGCUUCUCACAUCUGCUUAAUUGCUGAGAUUACGCUCCUCCUCAAGCACACCACCAUCAACUCCAAUUUGGCUCUUGAGCAGGCAUCUACGCGCACCAUGUCAGCUCGAUCCAUUCCCAAGGCUGCAUCGCAGCUUCUAAAGACUCAGGGCGCUACUCUGGGACGCGUGCGCGCAGCGGGUGCUGCGAACGCUGCUCACAAGCCCGAUGUGCCUUCCUUGGCAAGAGGCCAGGCAUCAGCAGCUGAUGCGUCUCAGAGACUGACACCAGAGCCGUUGCCGACGCUGGACACGACGCCUUCCGUCUCUUCCAUUCCUCGAGGCCCCGCUCCGCCGGACGGGACGACGCGACAUGACUGGAGAAGAGCCGAGGUAGCAGAGAUUUACAACUCUCCAUUGCUGGACCUGAUCUUCAGAUCGGGCGCUGUGCAUAGGGUGCACCAUCCUCCUGGUUCCGUACAGCUCUGCACCCUCAUGAACAUCAAGGAAGGCGGUUGUUCCGAAGACUGUGGAUAUUGCAGCCAGUCCAGCAAAUACACUACUCCUAGCACUCCAAGCAAGCUUUCAGAGGUGGAUGAAGUCCUAGUGGAGGCUAGAAAAGCUAGAGAUAAUGGUUCCACACGCUUCUGCAUGGGUGCAGCUUGGAGAGAAGUGGGCGGCCGUAAGAGAGGAUUCAACCGCAUUCUUGAGAUGGUCAGCGAGAUUCGUGGCAUGGGUAUGGAGGUGUGCACCACCCUAGGAAUGCUGACUCCGGAGCAGGCGGUGCAGCUCAAGAACGCUGGGCUAACCGCAUACAACCACAACCUCGACACCAGUCGAGAGUAUUAUGGCAAGGUCGUCACCUCACGCACCUACGAUGACCGGAUCUCAACUCUCGAAGCCGUACGAAAUGCGGGAAUUUCUGUUUGUUCUGGUGGCAUACUUGGUCUCGGCGAAGAGGCAGCUGAUCGUGUUGGUUUGAUCUGGGAGAUGAGUCGACUGCCGGAACACCCCGAAAGCUUCCCCGUCAAUGCCUUGGUCGCAAUUCCCGGAACUCCGAUGCACGGCAACGAGCCUGUGGACAUCCGAACCAUGCUGCGCACGAUUGCGACUGCACGCCUCGUGCUGCCUACCUCUAUCAUCCGCCUUGCGGCAGGUAGACACCUCUUCACCGAGUCGGAACAAGCGAUGUGCUUCUUGGCCGGUGCCAACGCGAUCUUCACCGGUCACAAGAUGUUGACGACCCCUACUAGUGGAUGGGAUGACGACAAGGCGAUGCUGGAGAGAUGGGGCUUGAGAGGCAUGAGAUCUUUCGAAGAGAAGAGGAUGACAAGUCAUGCGCCCGAGCAGCACCCUGUGGAGGGCGCGUCACCCGAUCUUAGGGCCGAGCAGGAGGGAAUGGGCUUGCAGCGCAAUGUUGCUGCGCUCUGAAAGCGGAUCGAGCGUUAGCAAUCUGCACUGGCAGGUGUUUCUUCCAGAGUACAUACUUCUGCAUCCUCGAAAACGAAUGCAAAAAGUUCUAGAUUCACGUCUUGCCUGUCUCGGGUUUAUACAGGGGCGCCUUCGCGCUACCGAGACACUGCGACUCUGAGCUUAACAUACCAUUCGUUGACUCGCUCAUUUGAGUGGACCGCACCUCUGCUUCCUCGGCUGUAGAAGGUUGUGUGGUCAAUGCAUCUGGGCAGGGCUUUACUCUACAUACUCUACAUGCAAGAAGGUUCUGACGGAGAGCAAGGCAAAGAGAAUCCAGCCAAUCUUGAGUCACGAACAUGGGGUUCCAUCACUCGCCGCUCAUUGCACCGAAAGCUGACGAGCAUGAAGCACGUGCCGGCGCUCAGCUGGGUUUUCAUGUAUUCCUGAUGGCUGAUAUCCCCGAUAAGGC